AAGUAGCCAAACGCCCGAACCCACGAAGGCACGGACGGAAAUUGAAAAAGACGCCAGAAGGAAGUCGCCGAGAGAGAGUCGCCGCCGACAGCCUGCACGCUGCACUGCUCCAGAGUCUAGCCGCUUCCCGCCAGACGCCGCCUCGACGGAAACUCUCCAGCCUCCAGGUCCUGGAGUCCAGAGCUAUGAGAACUGUAAUGGGGAGGCAUGUAGUCCAGCCUGGUGCAAAUGCUAGAGAUAGAAUCAGCCAACUCCCGGCAGAGAUACUUGACCAUAUUAUGGGAUUGUUGCCUAUUCGACAAGCGGCUAAGGUUGCUGUUUUGUCUAAGGUUUGGAGGGACGUGUGGUCCAGCCUCACGCUGUUGUGCUUCGAUCAUGGCUUCUUCCAUGUUGCUGGUAAGAAAUCUUCAAAAGAGGCCCGCAAAGACAAAAACAAACGCUCACGUUUCCACGUAAUCACGCAAAUUCUCUUGCAGCAUAAGGGAUCGAUUCGGAAAUUUGUUUGUUUCCAUGCAUUGGCUAUGACAGAAAUAGUUAGGUUUUCAUCGCUUGAAGUGGAUGAGUGGUUGGUGUUAGUCACACGAAAAGGCGUUGAAGAAAUCCACCUCCAUUUUGGGUGUAACAAAUACAAGCUCCCGGGUUACGUGUUUUCGUGCACGACACUCAAGACAUUACACCUCAACGGUUUCUCUAUUGACCCACAAAAUUCCCCACACACUUUACCGAAUGCUACAUCGCUCCGUUUUGAUUAUGCUGACUUUGGCACGUAUGGGGGAUCUUUCAGACUACGUUGUCCAUGUUCCGAGGCUGGAGAACAUGUCGUUUUCUUGGUGUCGGGAUAUGUUUCACUUUGGCAUUACUGCAAGAAAUCUUACCAGUUUGACACUCUAUGGCUGUUUUAGUAGCGAAUCGGGCAAGUUUCUCCCGGACAACUUGGACUUGAGAUCUAUUUCCACUCUUGAUAUGGACUAUUACAGUUUCAAGUAUUUUGUUGGCCAAUAUACUACAAAGGAACCCGCACUAAAUGUGGAACAACUCAAGCUAUCGAAUUUUUGUUCCCAGGAUGAUGAUGAGUUAAUCUCUGCAUUUGUAUGCUUGCUGUCUAAUUGCCCAAAGUUAUGCAAUCUUGAAAUAAGUUUGGCGGUAAAUAUAUAUUUUUUUACUUCAUUUUCACAGUCAAAAUAUUGAGUAAAACCAUGGUUAGGUCCCUGUAAGAGCAUUCACAGCGGCAUGUCAAAGGAAUGCCACGCCCUGCCACAUCAGCAAGUGGAGGCGUGGCGCGAGGCAAUGGAGGAGCGUUCCACCCCACAUAUCGUUCCACCUGCGAGGCAUAUUUAUAAAAGGGAUUUCAAAGAAUCUUUUCAUCUUUUCAAACGAGAUUGAGGAAAAGAUUUAAAAUAGAGGAAGAAGGGGGGCUCAUCUAGGGUUUUCGGUGGGGGUGUGGUUCAUCCGGGCAUGAAUUUCUGGCGGAUGGAUGUGAAAUUAUUGGAUGGCUACUGUGCACAAUGGAGAGAAGGUCGUACACUCUUGCUCGUGGAUGAAGGAAACCAGGGAGUUACAGAGUAUUAAUUUGUUUGAUUCUUCAAUUUUUUGUUUCUUUAAUUAGGAAUUGAAAUUUUAAAAUUUCAAUUAUUAUGAAUUUCCAUAUCCAAUAUUAUAUAAAAAGGGAGAAUGAUUUUUAUGAUAAAAUGUAUAAAAGAAAUAAUUUUUUAUUAUUAAUAUUGAGUAUGUAUUAAAAAAAGUGAAAAAAUACUUACUUGCCACUGUGGGACUUACCACUCAACUCAUGUGCCACUGUGUGACUGGACUAUUUUUAAUUGGUGGAAAUGUACCACGUCAUCGUGUGGCAUUAUAUUUCAUCCUUGCCAUUGCUCAUGCUCUAAUGUGUCCCUUCAUUCAAUAAUAACACUUCAAAUGCUAAGCUGUUAGUUUUUCUUCCUCUCUUGUUGUGUGUUUAUGUAGUGGGCAGGGAAUAUAAACAAGUGUAUAGAUGUCACAUUUGGGAAUUUGCUAAAAUUCCGCAGUGUGCUACGAACACACAAAAGGCUUCUGUGUUUGAAGCUUCGCUCAUUCAAAGGGUUGAGGCCCCAAAUGCAAUUCGUUAAGGAGAUGCUUGCCUGGCUUCCCGCGCUGGAAAAGGUUGUCAUUAUGUGUAUUCCGAACAUGUUUGAUUGGAACAAGGAACAGCAAACUAUGGAAAAAAUUUCGCAUUUUCCGCGUUCAUCUGCGAAUGCUAAAAUUGUUUAUCAAUGAAUGGAGAUCUUUCCA
This is a messenger RNA of Cuscuta campestris, 2268 nucleotides long. The record is from the annotation of a GenBank genome assembly. Lineage: Eukaryota; Viridiplantae; Streptophyta; Magnoliopsida; Solanales; Convolvulaceae.